AUGAGUGACUCAAAAUUACCGACGAUGCACCAAUGGCUGGAGAACGUCCUCCAGGCCGACAGAAGCAACUUCGGUGGGGAAGAAUUUGCGAUAGAGAUGUUUGACAAACCCUUGGAAGAGCGCGUUGGAGACGAUAGAGAAAAGUUGGAAUAUUUCAAAAGAAAGACGGCUCCCAUUCGCGAAGCUUUGGUCAAGUGCGGGGAUGGGACAGAUGAAAGCUUCAGAAAUCUCGUUGCAGUUAUGAUGCGUGCCUCUGGUCCAAUGGACGAAAAUGUUCGCGCAUUCUACGAAAGAAAGAUCGCUGCCAGAGAGGCCUUGGGUGAGUCAAACCAAAGUCGAUUCAAACAGUACCAGGCCAAAAAGAAGAUGGAAGAAGAGAAGGAGAAUCAGGUCCCGAUUAAAUUCGAUUGGGUCCCUCAGACUUUCGAAGAACGACUCUGGCAGAUGAUCAAGUAUUAG
Molecule: messenger RNA, 459 nt
Organism: Oikopleura dioica
Lineage: Eukaryota; Metazoa; Chordata; Appendicularia; Copelata; Oikopleuridae
Source: the annotation of a GenBank genome assembly